Drosophila serrata is the source of this 2180-nucleotide messenger RNA. Its product is annotated as putative ATP-dependent RNA helicase DHX35. Gene Ontology annotation, cellular component: catalytic step 2 spliceosome; intracellular anatomical structure. Gene Ontology annotation, molecular function: RNA binding; ATP hydrolysis activity; helicase activity. The record is from RefSeq and is a predicted model, not a curated record. Lineage: Eukaryota; Metazoa; Arthropoda; Insecta; Diptera; Drosophilidae.
CUACACCGGCUAAUAACAAGAAUUAAAAUUUUGGUGAAAUAAUUGAAAAUGUCUGUUUUUAAGCCAAAAUUUCUUAAACCAGACACAGAUGAUGCAAUUUCGGAUAGCGUGGGCAGCGAGCAGCAGUCAUCGGCCUUUGUUUUCAACGCACACCAUAAUUUGGGCCUAGUGGAGCAGCGGGAGCGCUUGCCCAUACGACAGUACAGGGACCAGAUCCUGUACUGCCUAGAGAAACACCAAGUGGUGAUCCUCGUGGGCGAGACGGGCAGUGGCAAGAGCACUCAAGUUCCACAGUAUUUAUACGAAUGGGGCUGGCACUCCAAGGGACUGAUUGGCAUCACCGAACCACGACGAGUCUCCACUGUUACUCUGGCGAAUCGCGUGGCCCAGGAACGUGGCGAACUCGUUGGCGACACUGUAGGCUAUGUGGUGCGCUUCCUGGAACGGAUUACCGCAGAGACCAAGAUCAAGUUCAUGACCGAAGGCAUCCUGCUGCGUGAACUUCUCGCCGAUCCCCUGCUCACCCAGUAUGGAGUCAUCAUUGUGGACGAGGCCCAUGAGCGCAACAUGCUCACCGACAUGGUCCUAGGACUGCUGAAGAAGAUCUUGCGUAAGCGUAGCAGUCUGAAGCUCAUCAUUUCAUCGGCCACCAUCGACGCGGGCUUCUUCAGUGAGUUCUUCAGCUGGCCAGGCUCGGGAGAGGUAAGCGUUAAGCUUAGCAUCGAAGGACGCAUGCAUGCUGUGACCAACUUUUACCUCAACGAACCCUGCGCCGACUACGUCAAGGAAACCGUGGAAACGAUCUGGAAGCUGCACCAAAAAGAGCCGCCCGGAGACAUUUUGGCCUUCCUAACCGGCCAGGAGGAAGUCCUAGAAGCACUUGAUCUCCUCCGCGAGUACAUAGCCAGUUCGGAGCAACAGAAUCUCAAAGUGCUACCCAUGUAUGGCAGUAUGUCAAGCACGGAUCAGCUGGCGGUGUUUUUCACACCUCCCAAGGGAGUGCGCAAGGUGGUGUUAGCCACGAACAUAGCGGAGACCUCCAUCACCAUUCCGGGCAUCGUAUAUGUCAUCGACUGUGGCUACGUAAAAGUAAAGUGGUACAAUCCCAAGACCUGUAGCGACAGUUUGGUUGUGGUGCCAGUAAGCAAGGCCUCCGCUGUGCAGAGAGCAGGUAGAGCGGGUCGGAUGCGUCCCGGAAAGGUAUAUCGGCUGUAUACCAAAGCAGACUAUGAGGCCUUGGCUCCACGACAGCCUCCAGAGAUGCGGCGGAGCGAGAUGAGCGGAGCUGUGCUGCAGUUAAAGGCUCUUGGCAUUGCUAAUAUACUACGCUUCGAUUUCCCAUCGCCGCCACCAGCACAGAACCUACUCUCUGCGUUGGAGACACUCUUCGCCUUGGACGCCAUCAAUGAGCAGGGGAAUUUAACCAAGCCGGUGGGUUAUCUUCUCGCCGAGCUACCCUUCAGCGCCAUGCUCUCGAAGAUGCUGUUCGUAUCCGGGCAGAUGGGCUGCUCCGAGGAGAUCAUCACCAUUAUUGCCAUGCUCCAAGUGCAGUCUGUCUUCUCGCGUCCCGUUUCGGCGGUUGCCCAGCAAAGUGGACGGAUCGCUCAUCGACAUUUUGAGGUGGCCGAGGGAGAUUUCAUCACACUGCUGAACGUCUUCACCGGCUUCGUGGAGGAGGGCAUGACCAAGGAGUUCUGCGGCCAGUACUAUCUCAUCUACAGGAACAUGAAGCGAGCCUACGAGCUGAGGGAGCAGCUGGUCACGUUGGCGCGCAAGAAGUACGGCAUUCCGAUCUUCUCGUGCAAGGGCGAUGUGGAAACAUUGUGCAAAUGCAUCACCGCAGGCUUCUUCACCCAGGUGGCCUAUCUCCAUCACUCGGGAGUCUACCGACAGAUCAGCAGCGGCACUGAGCUAUCCAUUCAUCCCAACUCCACGUUAUAUACAUUGCCUCAGGCCCAAUAUGUGGUCUAUGGAGAGCUACUCCAAACAACGAAGCUGUUUAUGAACCAAGUGACGGUGAUCAAAAGGGAGUGGCUAACUGAACUGGCGCCGCAUUACUACCAGCAGACCACGGUGCGGGACUAGCAGGAAAAAAGAGAGAUUAUAGGACAAAGUAAGCCUGCAGAUCUAGCCAGCAGCAACGCGACCACGUCCCUGGAACAACAUCAUAGACUCCGGAC